Molecule: messenger RNA, 4718 nt
Organism: Pristis pectinata (smalltooth sawfish)
Lineage: Eukaryota; Metazoa; Chordata; Chondrichthyes; Rhinopristiformes; Pristidae
Product: V-type proton ATPase subunit B-like
Exons: 14
Coding region: 296-1828 (510 amino acids)
Biological process (GO): proton transmembrane transport; ATP metabolic process
Cellular component (GO): proton-transporting V-type ATPase, V1 domain
Molecular function (GO): proton-transporting ATPase activity, rotational mechanism; ATP binding
Source: RefSeq, a predicted model, not a curated record
GCAGCCAGCCUCAGCACAGGGGGUCUCCAGCAGAGGGUGAGGGCGGUUGUCUGGUGGGAGUGGGGGCAAGGACACGGCAGCUCCCUCAACCUUCUCUGCCCUUUAGGCUGGAACAAUGCGGACCUCCCCGGCCAGAUUACGAUCAAAGUUUACAGUAUCUGCUUGAGUGCUUACAGUAAACAGGCUGACCCAGUUGGGGCAGCCACGCAGGCACAGUGCAGAGGGCAGAGCCGCUGCAGGGAGCAGCAGUCACGCAGCUUUGACUGUCGAGGGGCUCUCUCUGUGGGGCAGGGGCAUGUCCACCAUGGUGGAGGUCAGGGCGAGCAAGAGGCAGGAGGAACGGGCCGGAGCCCGGGAGCACGUGUGUGCGGUCACCAGGGACUACAUCGCCCAGCCUCGCCUCACCUACCGAACCAUCUCAGCUGUGAACGGGCCGUUGGUGGUUCUGGACAAUGUGAAGUUCCCCCGGUACGCCGAGAUUGUGAACUUCACCCUCCCGGACAAGAGUGAGCGGAGCGGACAGGUGCUGGAGGUGGUCGGAUCCAAGGCGGUUGUCCAGGUAUUUGAAGGGACAUCAGGGAUCGAUGCCAAGCUGACGGCCUGUGAGUUCACAGGGGACAUCCUACGAGCUCCGGUCUCGGAGGAUAUGUUGGGUCGGGUUUUCAAUGGCUCCGGAAAGCCCAUCGAUAAAGGACCUGCUGUCGUAGCCGAGGAUUUCCUGGAUAUAAAUGGGCAGCCCAUCAACCCGCAGGCUCGGAUUUACCCGGAGGAGAUGAUCCAAACAGGGAUUUCUCCAAUCGACGUGAUGAACAGCAUCGCCCGAGGCCAGAAGAUACCAAUAUUCUCGGCGGCGGGUCUCCCUCACAACGAGAUCGCUGCGCAGAUCUGCAGGCAGGCGGGUCUGGUGAAGAAGUCCAAGGCGGUCAUGGACUACAGUGACGACAACUUUGCCAUUGUGUUUGCUGCAAUGGGGGUCAACAUGGAAACCGCUCGAUUCUUCAAGUCGGACUUUGAGGAGAACGGAACUAUGGACAACGUGUGCCUGUUCCUGAACCUCGCCAAUGACCCAACCAUCGAGAGGAUCAUCACCCCGCGCCUGGCACUGACGGCGGCCGAGUUCCUGGCUUACCAAUGUGAGAAGCAUGUGCUGGUCAUCCUGACGGACAUGAGCUCCUACGCAGAGGCGCUGCGAGAGGUGUCUGCAGCCCGGGAGGAGGUCCCUGGCCGGCGGGGGUUCCCGGGAUACAUGUACACCGACCUGGCGACCAUCUAUGAGCGAGCGGGGCGUGUGGAGGGACGAGCCGGCUCCAUCACACAGAUCCCCAUCCUCACCAUGCCCAACGACGACAUCACCCACCCCAUCCCGGACCUGACCGGCUUCAUCACCGAGGGACAGAUCUACGUGGACAGGCAGCUGCACAACAGGCAGAUCUACCCACCCAUCAACGUGCUGCCCUCACUGUCCCGUCUGAUGAAGUCGGCCAUCGGGGAGGGCAUGACUCGGAAGGACCACGCGGAGGUGUCCAACCAGCUGUAUGCCUGCUAUGCCAUUGGGAAGGAUGUCCAGGCGAUGAAGGCAGUGGUUGGUGAAGAGGCGCUGACUUCCGACGACCUCCUCUAUCUGGAAUUCCUGCAGAAAUUUGAGAAGAAUUUCAUCUCCCAAGGUCCGUACGAGAACCGCUCCAUCUUCGACUCCCUGGACAUCGGCUGGCAGCUGCUGCGGAUCUUCCCCAGGGAGAUGCUGAAGCGCAUCCCGGCAAACAUCGUGUCAGAGUUCUACCCCCGGGAGUCCCGCGAGAGCAAGGAGGAGAGUGGGACCCACCUGUGAGAGUCCGCCCCAGACCCCCUGACUCCCCUCCUUCCCCUCCACCCUCCCCUCCCAGAGCACACCCAUUGUCCUGGCCACCACCCUACUCCCUGUGUUACUCCUGGAACAUGGACGUCACCGGGCAGGUGGGCAUUUAUUGCACCAUUGCAGGUGCCCCUGGAGUGGGUGCCUUCCCCAGCCAUUCCAGAGGGCAUUCCGGAGGCAUCCCUCUGGUGUCUGGGAGUCACCUGUCGCCCGACCAGAAAGGAGGACAGAUUUCCUUCCCGGGAGGUCACUCAUGAAGCAGGUGGACCAUGACAACCUGUACAAGUCGUCCUCCAGUUAGAACAUAGAACAUAGAACACUAUAGCACAGUACAGGCCCUUCGGCCCACAAUGUUGUGCCGACAUUUUACCCCGCUCUAAGAUCUAUCUAACCCUUCCCUCCCACAUAGCCCCCCAUUUCUCUAUCAUUCAUGUGUCUAUCUAAGAUUCUCUUAAAUGUCCCUAAUGUAUCUGCCCCCAUAACCUCUGCCGGCAGUGUGUUCCACACACCCACCACUCUCUGACAUCCCCCUUAUACCUUCCUCCAAUCACCUUAAAAUUAUGCCCCCUCGUGUGAGCCAUUAUCACCCUGGGAAAAAGUCUCUGACUGUCCACUCGAUCUAUGCCUCUUAUCAUCUUGUGCACCUCUAUCAAGUCACCUCUCAUCCCCCUUCUCUCCAAAGAGAAAAGCCCCCGCUCGCUCAACCUAUCCUCAUAAGACAUGCUCUCCAAUCCAGGCAGCAUCCUGGUAAAUCUCCUCUGCAGCCUCUCUAAAGCUUCCACAUCCUUCCUAUAAUGAGGCGACCAGAACUGAACACAAUACUCCAAGUGUGGUCUAACCAGAGUUCUAUAGAGCUGCAACAUUACCUCGCGGCUUUUGAACUCAAUACCCCGACUAAUGAAGGCCAACACACCAUACGCCUUCUUAACAACCCUAUCGACCUGCGUGGCCACCUUGAGGGAUCUAUGGACAUGGAGCCCAAGAUCCCUCUGUUCCUCCACACUGCUAAGAGUCCUGCCUUUAACCUUGUAUUCUGCCUUCGAAUUUGAUCUCCCGAAGUGUAUCACUUCACACUAAUCCAGGUUGAACUCCAUCUGCCACUUCUCAGCCCAGCUCUGCAUAUCCUUUUGUAAUCUAUGGCAACCUUCUACACUAAGUUACACAAGAUCUUGCAACAGAGUUAGGCCAUUCGGCCCAUCGAGUCUGUCCUGCCAUUCAAUCAUGGUUGUUUUUUUUCAACCCUAUUCUCGCACCUUCUCCCUGUAACCCUUAACCCCCUCACCAAUCAAGAAUCUAUCAAUCUCUGCCUUAAAUACACCCAACGACUUGGCCUCCACAGCCGUCUGUGGCAACAAAUUCCACAGACUCGCCACCCUCUGGCUGAAGAAAUUCCUCUUCGUCUCAGUUCUAAAGGGACGUCCCUUUACUCUGAGGCUGUGCCCUCGGAUCCUGGACUCUCCCACUGAUGGAAACAUCCUCUCCACGUCCGCUCUAUCCAGGUAGGUUUCAGUGAGAUCCCCACUCAUCCUUCUGAACUCCACUGAGUACAGACCCAGAGACAUUGAACGCUCCUGGACCAUUACACAAGGGCUCUGUUCCUGAGAACUGUCCCUAAUCCAAUGUCUCCCUAAGUCAGAAACAUCCAUUCUCUGCAGCUACCCGUGUUGUAUCGCGCUCUAUGUACUUGACAUGCUUCUUUCAUUUCAUUGAAUAAUCAUGGAACACAGAACAGUCCAGCACAAGAACAGGCCCUUCAGCCCACCAUGUCUGUGCUGACUGUGAGGCCAAUUUAAACUGCACAUCUGCCUGCACAGGGUCGGUAUCCCUCCAUUCCCUGCCUGUUCAUGUGUCUGUCUCAGUGCCUGUUAAACAUUGCUAUCAAAGCACCUUAACACCACACAUAAUUAAACAAGUGUAAUCGUUUGUUCUCCCUGCCCGACAGCACAGUGGGAUCACCAGAAGGACUUCAGUAGUUGAAGAGGGCAGCUCACCACCACCUCCUCAGGGGCAGUUAGCGACAGGCAAUAAAUGCUGGUCUUGCCCAUGUCAGCCACAUCCUGAGAAUAUAUCUUUUUAAAAAGCCACACCAGGGUCCUUCUGAGCCCCCCCAGCCUGUAUCCCCGCCUCUGAGCCCCCCCAGUCUGAGUAUCCCCGCCUCUGAGCCCCCCAGUCUGUAUCCCCACCUCUGAACCCCCCCCAGUCUAUCCCCACCUCUGGGCUCCCCCAGCCUGAGUAUCCCCACCUCUGAGCCCCCCCAGUCUGAGUAUCCCCACCUCUUGAGACCCCCCAGCCUGAGUAUCCCCAGCUCUGAACCCCCCCCCCCAGUCUAAGUAUCCCCACCUCUGGGCUCCCCCAGCCUGAGUAUCCCACCUCUGGGCUCCCCCAGCCUGAGUAUCCCCACCUCUGUCCCCCCCAGCCUGAGUAUCCCACCUCUGAGCCCCCCCAGCCUGAGCAUCCCUGCCUCCGAGCCCCCCAGCCACAGGGCUGUGGGACUGCAGUCACCGACAGGCCCAGACCCCAGUGAACCAGCUCUGGGCUUUUCCAGCCUUGUGGCCCCUUCUCUCUGGGAGGUGAUGUUGGCACAGUGAGCUCUCAGGAACAAGCGGUGCUGCAACACAGUGAUGACCCUCCCUGGGACAAUGACACCCCACCACCACCCCCAUCAAUCCAGCCCACCCACUCUUCCUCAGAAUGUUGAUGUGCUUUAAUCGGACGGAUUUUGACAUCUGAAUAUAUUUGAGUUGAUUCUUUGUACUGAAUGAAGCAAAGCUUAGAGUUACAAUUCCAAAUGCCACUGAUUUCAAAUCUGCUCAUGUUAUUUUUGAUCACACUCUCUAUGUAACAACUAAUAAAGCCCUUAAGUGUG